ACCAAAACUUAGCGGUCGCUACUUUACCGAGCGCCAUUUUGAUCGCGAAGUAUAACAUUAAAUGGAAUUGAUGAGGUUUCUGUCUGGUAAGACGCCGUUGCAGUGCAAUUUCUUGGCAUUGCCACUGUUCUGCUAUGGUUACAUUUCCGAGUGAAGACUGACAUAGUUUUGCUGCCAAUCAACUAGGAACUCCAAUUGCAAAGCAGAGAUGGCCGACGAUCGAACAGAGGAUCCUACGUUGCUAGAUAAGUUGGAAGGGGUAACGAUAUUCGACAAGCCAUCGAGUGAAGUGAUAGGUCCAUCAAAGGUUAAACAGCCGAUGAGACUAAAGGCACCACAGAAAGAAAUGUCUGGUUCAUCCCAGGUCAAAGAGCUCACAGAAGGAAACCUAAGAGGACAGUCACCUAUACAAUUCAUAUGUCCAAGCGAGUUGAAUGACGCCCUUUCCGACACACGGAGACUACAUCUUUUUGAUCGUUUUGGAUGGUCUGUGUACAAGAUUCGACACGGAAACAUCGUUGGCUACCUAACGCUUAAAAAUGAAAUGAGUAAUAGUGGAUUACUAUCGGACUGGACUCAAGACAAGGUCUCUGUUAUUGGAUAUGGAAGAGAAUAUAAUCGGCGUAUAUCUUGGAAUAUCGAUGACGAUGGAGCUUGGAUAGUAUUUGAAGGUUCAUUACCACUAAUAGAAAUUAUCUCUGCACUGGCUCCAUUGUGUCAAGAAGUAGAACAUAUUACCACUGUUAUUCAUACGCAUGGAUCACAACCUUUCAUUCCUAUGAGAUCUGUCCUCACCGUUUGCCUUUGCUCAACUUUUGCACCACUCGAUGACUCAUUAUGGACCGUCAGUAGGUGUUUUCCAAAUGCUAGGAGUCUUGUACUAGAUUGUACAUCAUUUUUUAAAAUCACUUCCAGACACCACUCUGGCAUCCCGCUGUCUUCACUGAGAAGAUUGGAAUUACAUAUCCUAGAUUACCACGAUACUCUUGACAACCUCUUUCUCCUGCUUUCUUCUUCCUGUCAAAGUCAAAACAUUGAAUCCCUCACCGUCACAAGCGAUGAUCCUCUCAAAUGGGAGAAGUCAAGGAGAGCCAUUACAGAAUGUAAAUUACCUAAUCUGACUGAUAUCCAUCUUGAAUCUCGUUUGUCUCACGAGCACUAUGCACUCCAAAUGAUAUCAGACUUACUACGCUUAGGUCGUAUGAUGAGUCCUAGUUUGAAAUUUGUCAAAGUAAAAAGUGUAAAGCUAGGAGAUGUAGUUAUGAAGAGUAUUGAAUGGUCCCGAACAUCAUCAGAUUGUGUGGUGCAGAUUCAAGAUGUAUCACUACUCGCAAAAAGGUUGGCUUUUGGAUACGCAUUGCGAAAGUCAGCGGCUGUACCCAUAACCAAGUUAAUCGAUAUUACAACCAGUGAAUUUAAAGAUGUUACUGUCCUUACACUUGUCAGUUGCAAGAUUGAUUUUGGGCAGUCUAAACGUAAGUCCCAUCAAAGCCCGAAGGAUCUUGGUACGUUGCGGGAAAUAAGGUUCUUUAGUUCAGAAUACCCACUUUCUGAAUCUGAUAGGAAAAAGCUUGUUGAGUUGUAUCCUAAUGUCAAAGUGACUGAAAAACAGGAGAGUCAGGAGUCAUCUGAAGAAUCUCAGGAGGGUUCAGGGAUACCUUCCAAGUUGGACCAAGCCUCCUCUCAAUCACUCAAGACAUCUGCCAUAGAUAAACUUUCUGAGGUAAAGGUUGAAUUUCAUGAAGACACAGGCUCACAGAACCCUGAAGGUGGAGAAGAAGAAACAUCAUGGCAAGAAAAAGAAGAGGAAUUUGACGUCAACAAAGGAAGCCUGUCAAAUGAAUCAGUACCCGAUGAAGGAGAUGUCGAAACAACCAAGAAAGAGUGCUGCAAGAGAGUUGGAGCCGAUGGUGGUAGACUGCGGCUAGAAUCCUUUGGGAUUGAACUUGAGAUACCUCCUGGUGCAAUCAAAAGCAAAGAGCCACAGGAAAUCUGUCUACGUGUCCUGACCGAUACUCCUAAUCUUGGUGACUCCAAAGACGAGAUGUCAAUCUGCUUUGGUGUACAAUGCUUAGCUCCUGAUGACUUAAUUCUGAGGUCACCGGUGACUUACACAUUACCUCAUUGCGCUGUUGCAGCACGGUACUCCAGUUUACAGGCAGUCCUAUACUCAGGAGAGGGGGAAUACUCGCCACAUGCAGUUAUCAAAGAACGGAAAGUACUGUCACAAUCAGGAAUCCCCAGCUGCAAAAUCAAGAAGGACGUACUCGAACUCAAGAUGGAUCAUUUUUCGUGGGCGAAGAUUAAAAUCAUGAUCAAGAACUUAUUCUUUCGCGGAAAAAGGAUGUGCUUCGUGCCGUUUAAAGAGAAGAACUUGCCCUUGACAAAGACACCUCUUAUCUUACAUGCCAACUUUUAUGAUGAUGUGCAAGGGAACAAGGAGACGGUUAAGAGCGAUCAAGAGGAACUAGGAUACAAACCGGCUUAUGAUGAACAACAUGUGUUUAUUAAGAAGGCAGAAGUUGAUCUUAAGGUGACAUAUUGUGUGGACGGCAACGAAGAACGAAGUGCGGUAAGGCCUAUUUGUCUCGCCCACCGAGGCGAGACUUGGGGAUCCAAAUGUCGUCCGUCGUCCGUCCGUCACAAAAAUCCCGACUUUUUACUGUGCAACGCAGACGGACUUUACGACUGUAUAUUGAUUUUGGAAGAGAUCUUUGGGCCCCUCGUAAAACACUGUCCUGCAAUUAAAGUUGUGUGACAUGAUAUUAUUUUUUUUUCGUUUCGCAUCUGGAACGGUAACAUUCAAUUUGCGUUUCGUGUGCAGAAUUUUGCUUCUAUGGCAAUACAGCGAUAUAUCCGACUUAGGACGAGUUUCCAGAGCCAUAUUUGGUUCCUCCCAAAGCUGGAGAUGCCGCCC
Molecule: messenger RNA, 2917 nt
Organism: Lytechinus pictus (painted urchin)
Lineage: Eukaryota; Metazoa; Echinodermata; Echinoidea; Temnopleuroida; Toxopneustidae
Exons: 11
Coding region: 209-2758 (849 amino acids)
Biological process (GO): netrin-activated signaling pathway
Cellular component (GO): membrane
Molecular function (GO): netrin receptor activity
Source: RefSeq, a predicted model, not a curated record